Molecule: messenger RNA, 511 nt
Organism: Ambispora gerdemannii
Lineage: Eukaryota; Fungi; Glomeromycota; Glomeromycetes; Archaeosporales; Ambisporaceae
Source: the annotation of a GenBank genome assembly
AAAGGAACAAGAAGAAGUUUUCAAUCAGAUUUCAAGUCAUAAUGAAGAAAUAAUUUCAGAUAAUAAUAAUGAAUUUCAAAGUGAUUAUGAAAAAAUUGAUAAUGAAAAUCAAGAGUUUACUGAUGAUAAUUCUGAUAUGGAAGAAAAUAUAUAUAAUACAAGAAUAGAAAAUCUUAUAAUUACGUCUCACAAGCAAAAGGAAUCACAAAAACAGAAACUUAAAGAUCAUAUAAUCUCUAGUGAUGAAGAAAUUCACCAAAUUGAUACAGUCAAGUCCAAAUUGAAAAGAUCUCGCAAUGAUACUAUCUUACAAACAUCUGUUUCCAGCUCAUCACAGGUCAACGUUGAGCGUUUGCUUCGAUCUGGCAAGGAAACAACUUUGCAAGAACUUUCUGAAGCUAGAAGCAUAAACAAUCCGAAUCAUUUGACCAAAUCAAAUACAUCUCGUGGUAAAAGCAGCAAGUAUCGUGUCAAAAGCAACUUAAGAAAGACGAGCAGUGGCCAAUCGUAG